Phytomonas sp. Hart1 is the source of this 1805-nucleotide messenger RNA. Lineage: Eukaryota; Euglenozoa; Kinetoplastea; Trypanosomatida; Trypanosomatidae. The record is from the annotation of a GenBank genome assembly.
GCACUGAAUAUACCAGUUGUGACAUUUUGAUUCUUAUAGCAAUUUUUUACUUGCUAAAUUGUGUAUUUCAAUCAAGGUCAUGGAUGCAUCAUACACAGAACCAAAUGGUGGUGCCGUUCCCACCAGUUACGCUAUCCUUUACAUCCCUCCCAGAUCUGAGAUCCGCACUAAGGGAUAUGACCCUGACCAUCUUCAACUGAAUGGUUUGGAAUCUCAUCCUUUGUCUUUCUGGAAGACAUACAGUCUUCCAAGGGGCGCUACUUACAAAGAUGCCGUGUACAGCAUCCAAGACAUCAACAAUAGUAAGCGAUGGGGUGUACUCAAAGCGCGUCUUCACUUCUCAGAUGGUAGUGAAGAGGUGUUUGAACGCACUAAGCCAAGCGAGCCGUAUUCGCUUCGCAAUGUCAAAAUCUAUGACCCUAACGGUAUAUUCACCGCUGAAACUCUGAACCGUGCUACGGUAAAUCGCCUGAAGCGUCAGCCCCAACUUAAGUCCCUUGCGGACAACCGGGGCCACCUAAAGAAAAAGCCAUCGCGUCGUACCUUUGCGCCUGAGGAGUUAUAUUGCGAAUGUCCGCCGCCAAUCUAUUCGCAGGCAGGAUUUGACUUCACUCCACUUGGGUAUAACUCGUUUUUGCUUCGUCCGGAGGAUCCACCUGAGGGUGUUCGGCCACUGAAAAGUAAUUUCAUGCAUAACAGCAAUGAUUACCGUCCACGAUCUUACUUGCGUCCAGGUCCUCCUGAAAGUCGUCAUUGCCACUGUACAGAGGUCUAUCAGGUGGGAGACUACACCAUGGAUUUGGCUAAGCAAGGUGAGCUGGUGAAUCAUCGUAAUCGUCUGGUAAAGAAACAGUUGACUUCCAUCGGAUCGGUCAAGCCAAAUCAGCUCGUGGUAGGAAAACGAAACGCACGCGAGUCUCGCUUUCCUUGCACAAUUACGCAGAAAGAAUCAUUACAGGGUAUUCCUACCGGAAAUACCGAAACUACAGCAAUCUCUCAGUCAACUGUGGCCUAAAAAGUACCAGCGGAUGUGCACUGGAAUGACAAGAGGCCAGCUGCCACUUCUCUUUCUAUUUUAUCUAUCCAUGUAGUUCACUUAUUGAUGUCAAUACGGAUGAAAAGGGUGCACACAAGUUAUUGGCAAGCGUAUAAAUAUAUGCAUAUAUUAAUAUAUUUAUAUUUAGUAAUAAUAGUAGUAGUACCUUUGCUAUCGCUUGAAUGUAUAUUUCUAAUUUCACAUACAGGGAAAGCUGGAGCCAAAUAAUAUCCUCGAAAAAGGCCAACCUUUUUCAAAUUUGAGGCACACUUUAUGUACUAGAUCUAAACACAACCAAAUGAAAACAGGUACUUUUCUUAAUGAAUAUAUCGAUAUCGAUGUCGAUAUAGCCAAAAUGUAUUCCGAUCAUUUUAGAAUGAAAAAUAUUGACUUUUUUCUCUUUUUAUUUUCUCCUAAAUUUUUUAAUAAUAUAAUAAUAAUAUUUGUAAAGCUUUUUCAAAGUAUUCAUUCAUAAUAGUGAUUCACUAAAGGCUUCAGCCAAUAUAAGUGUAGUCAUUAGGCAAAAGUAACUUCUUGUUUGCUUUUCAACCACAUAGCUUGUUCAUACCAUUUAGAUUAGGAAAGUUUAUCUGAAAAAGCUCUGUUGCAUCUUUAUAUCAGAAAUUAUUCAUAAUUUCCUGUGUUCAGAGUCAUAUUUUUCUUAUCCUGCAUUUUCAUUAUCUUCACAUUUUUCUUUAAAAGGAAUAUUCGCAAGAGUUUUUUCCUUUCUUUAUUCGUCGGGUAGUGUAAUUUGUUGAUAAUUUUCAAA